GGUAUAAGUGUAUGUGAAGUUCCCUGAUUCUGAAGCCUUAUAUCCACAGCCACCCAUUUGAGAGACCUGUACAGACAUCCUUGAAAGGUGUGGUUAGUUGCAUAGGCACAAACUGCUUGUCCAACUUACAAGAGUUCUCCAAAUGCCAAAUCCAAGAUGCCAUUUCCUGAUUCUUUUGAUGAAAUUUGUCUCCAUUAUUUGCUUUUGCCACUAUAUAGUGCCAACAAGAGGUGAAGAUGAAACUAAACCUGUAAAGGUGGAUGUGGGCAUAAUUCUUGAUUUUGAAACAGUUUUGGCAAAAGUAAUGCACACAUGCAUCUUACUAGCACUUGCAGAUUACCAUGCCGCGAGUCGCAGUGCCAUUAGGAUAGUCCCUCACUUCAGGGACUCCAAGAAAGAUGAUGUCGAAGCAGCAUCUGCUGCUAUAUCCUUGCUAAAGGAUGUCAAAGUGCAAGCUAUCUUUGGGCCACAAAUGUCUACACAAACUGAUUUUGUGAUUGAAAUAGCGAAAAGAGCAGAAGUCCCAAUCAUUUCUCCAGCAACAAGUCCUUUACUUACAGUCGAGGAACACCCCUACUUCAUCAGAGCAGCACUUCCUUCUUCCAGCCAGACCAAGGCCAUUGCAGCAAUUGUUAGUAGAUUUGAUUGGAGAGAGGUUGUAGUCAUAUACGAGGAUAGCCCCUAUGGAACUGGAAUAGUUCCACAUUUGACUGAUGCCUUACUAGAAAGCAGCACUUUAGUCUCAUAUAGAAGUGUUAUUUCACCUUCAGCCAAUGAUGAUAUAAUCCUCAGAGAGCUAUACAAGUUGAAUACAAUGCAGACUAGGAUUUUCGUCGUGCACUUGCAACCAUCACUUGCCUCACGCCUUUUCCUCAAGGCAGAAGAAGCCGGAAUGAUGAGCGAUGGAUAUGCAUGGAUCAUCACAGAUGUUCUAACGAGUCUUUUGGAUUCGGUAAAUCGUUCAGUGAUUGAGUCAUCAAUGCAAGGUGUUCUUGGUAUAAAGCCUUAUGUUCCAAGAUCAAAUGAGCUUACCAAUUUCAACAAGAGAUGGAGAAGGAGAUUUCGCCAAGAGUAUCCAGACAUGGACACAGUAGAACUCAAUGUUUACGGGCUAUGGGCGUAUGAUGGCGUCACAGCAUUAGCAAAAGCAGUAGAGAAAGUGGCUGGCACUGCUACCCCAAAAUCCAAAAAAGUAGACACUAGAGACAACUCAACGGACUUAGAUGCACUUGGAACCUCAGAGUUGGGAUCUUUGCUCAUUGACUCUAUGCAAAACAUAACGCUAAAAACUGGACUAAGUGGUGAUUUCCGUAUCAUUAAUGGAGAAUUGCAGCCAUCCCCAUAUCAGAUUGUGAAUAUAAUUGGGAAAGGAGAGAGAAGUAUUGGAUUCUGGACAGAGACGGAUGGAAUUUCCUAUAAACUGAAGAUGAAUGGGAAAACAGCUAAGAGUAAUAAUAAGAAACUAGGGACCAUCUUUUGGCCCGGUGAAUCUAAUAUUGUUCCGAGAGGCUGGGAAAUACCCACAACCGGGAAGAAGUUAAGGAUUGGCGUUCCUGUCAAAGAAGGGCUGGAGCAAUUCAUUAAAGUGGAAACAGAUCCAAAAACAAAAGCAGUAACUGCAACUGGUUUCUGUGCAGAUGUCUUCAUAGAAGUCAUCCAAUCUUUGCCAUAUGCUGUCCCUUAUGAAUUUAUUCCAUUUCGAAUACCAGAUAGUCACACUAAUCCAGACUAUGAUCAUCUUGUUUACAAGAUCUCUUCUAAGGAAUAUGAUGCAGUUGUAGGUGAUGUGACCAUUUCAGAGAACCGAUCCAAGUAUGUGGAUUUCACACUACCUUUUACAGAGUCGGGCAUUUCUGCAGUUGUGCCAGUAAAGGAUGAUGAGAGAAAGAAUGCUUGGAUUUUCUUGAAACCUCUACAGAGAGAACUUUGGAUCACAACUGGAGCAUUCUUCGUCUUCAUUGGUUUUGUGGUUUGGGUACUCGAACACCGUGUAAACGAAGAAUUUCGAGGACCCAAACGCAAGCAAGUUGGGAUGGUAUUCUGGUUUUCCUUCUCGACUCUCGUUUUUGCCCACAAAGAGAGGGUAACAAGCAACUUAACAAGAUUUGUGGUGAUUGUGUGGGUUUUCGUGGUUCUUGUGCUGACAUCAAGUUAUACCGCCAGUUUAACAUCUAUGUUAACGGUGCAACAGCUCCAACCUACUAUAACAGACCUCAAUGAUCUCAUCAAGAAUGGAGAAUAUGUUGGGUACCAAGAAGGUUCCUUUGUCAAAGACAUCUUGAAGCGCAUCAGAUUUGACAGCACCAAGCUUAGAAGUUAUAGCACAUUGGAAGAGUAUAAUGCUGCCCUAUCGAGAGGAAGUAAAAAUGGAGGUGUUGGUGCAAUUGUUGAUGAACUACCUUAUCUCAGACUCUUCCUCAACAAGUACUGCGGGAAGUAUAUUAUGAUCGGCCCAACAUACAAGACAGCCGGCUUUGGAUUCGCAUUUCCAAAAGGAUCUCCAUUGGUACCUGACGUCUCGAGAGGAGUCCUAAAGGUGAUGGAGGGAGAGUUUAUGAAUAACAUAAUACAGAAAUGGUUCGGGAAUGAAACAGAUUGUCCUGAGAAAGAUGGAAUGGUUAUAACAUCUGAUAGACUCAAGCUAGAUAGUUUUAAGGGCCUUUUCCUCAUAGCUGGUGUAUCAGCAGGCUCCGCUCUUCUCACAUUCUUACUCAUCUUUCUUUAUCAGAACAGGGAAAUCUUAGCCACUGAUGAUUCUAUAUGGCAAAAGCUUUCUGCUAUAGCAAAAGCCUUUGAUGAUGAGAAAGAGAAACCUAAUUCUAAGUCAGAAAAGCCGGGCGAAGGCAAUGAAAGCCAAACGACUACACCGUUCGCAGCAAGUGCAGCUUCCCCUGAAAUAUCUCCCAACCUUCCGUCACAAAGCCCAGAAACCAGAACUGCGUCGCCUCCAGAUGAAGGCUUCUCCACAACAGAACCUGGAACUCCACUUGAAGAAACCAUUACAGAGGCAAAGGAAGAGAGAUAAUACAUAUAAAUGCUACUAGAAUUAUGUAACAGCCUAAGAGAGAUCAUAUAGUGAUGAACUAGCUUGAGAAAAACUCAACCAAAUUACACUAUCAUUUUGGCACUCUUGGCUAUAAUAUUUGUAUCGAGAUUUUAGAUGGAUAAGCAAGAAUUAAGAAGAUAUUUUCGCGCUCUUG
Nicotiana attenuata is the source of this 3200-nucleotide messenger RNA. RefSeq names its product glutamate receptor 2.8-like. The record is from RefSeq and is a predicted model, not a curated record. Bases 143 to 3025 code for a protein of 960 amino acids. Gene Ontology annotation, cellular component: plasma membrane. The transcript is spliced from 5 exons. Lineage: Eukaryota; Viridiplantae; Streptophyta; Magnoliopsida; Solanales; Solanaceae. Gene Ontology annotation, molecular function: glutamate-gated receptor activity.